UAUUAACAUAACUAACCUUUGAGCUAAUAAAUAAUACAAGUUUCUGAUUGCCGUGAAAGUUUAAAGUUAGGACAGCUUCGAAAAACAAACACAAUAGGUGACCCCUUGCAGGCAAAUUAGCUGCAAGGCAACAAAAGUUACUCAACCAGGAAAAGCCAUCCCUAAUACUGUUAUAAUUUCCCGGCGAUUCAAACAUUAAUUAGUAAUAAGGACCCCAAAUAGAAUCCACCCCGAAACCCUCACGUAGCACCAGUCACGACAAACUUAUUGCACUGCUGCACCAGUUUAGCUUUAUGGAAUCCUCCAGCAAUCUGUGUCAAAGAACCCGGUUCGUAAGCCACUCCUUCUCCGCCGCCUUCUCCUUGGAUAGAGGACUCCAGGAGGUAACCUCAAAAUGUGUAGGGAAAGGAGCUGGGAAAGCCAAAGAAGCACACCUUGAAUGUCUUCCGGUAGUCGCUAGAAAAAAACAACAAAGGGGGAGAAACUUCUUGAACAACUUUGUGGCAACUGCGCAUGGAUUUGGUUUUGUUGUGGUUUUUAGCUUUGUUAACUUUGGUCGCAUUGCUAUGACAUUGGCCAGUGGGGUGGAGUCGACCUGGGACAUGGGGCCAGGUCUGCUCCAGCGAUUCCCCCAUUCGGUGCUCGGUUGUCAGACAAAACAUACGUCCGCUCAAGCGGUCUACCCAUUCAAAUAUUUAUUGAUCGACAGGCUAAGCAGAGUAUUUGGCGCAUGUGGCAAAUACGUGAAAUAUUAGCCAGAUGGGUGCCUAGACCACAAGGUAGCAGCAAAAUGGAUCGCUACGAGAAGCUCAGUCGGCUGGGCGAGGGCUCCUACGGCGUGGUCUACAAGUGUCGGGAUCGGGAGACGGGUGCUCUGGUGGCGGUGAAGCGGUUUGUGGAGUCCGAGGACGAUCCAGCGAUUCGAAAAAUUGCACUGAGAGAAAUUAGGCUACUAAAGAACCUGAAGCAUCCGAACCUUGUCUCCCUGCUAGAAGUGUUCCGACGGAAGCGGCGCCUCCACCUGGUCUUCGAGUUCUGCGAGCUGACCGUGCUGCACGAACUGGAGCGCCAUCCACAGGGCUGUCCGGAGCACCUGACCAAACAGAUCUGCUACCAGACGCUGCUGGGCGUGGCCUACUGCCACAAGCAGGGCUGCCUGCACCGCGACAUCAAGCCGGAGAACAUCCUGCUCACCGCACAGGGACAGGUGAAGCUGUGCGACUUCGGCUUCGCCCGCAUGCUCAGUCCGGGUGAGAACUACACGGACUACGUGGCCACCAGGUGGUACCGGGCGCCGGAGCUGCUGGUGGGCGACACUCAGUACGGCACACCCGUGGACGUCUGGGCCAUCGGUUGCCUCUUCGCCGAGCUGGUGCGUGGCGAGGCCCUCUGGCCAGGACGCAGUGACGUGGACCAGCUCUACCUGAUCCGCAAGACGCUCGGCGACCUGCUGCCGCGCCACAUCCAGAUCUUCGGGCAGAAUGAGUACUUCAAGGGCAUCACGCUGCCAGUGCCGCCCACGCUGGAGCCGCUGGAGGACAAGAUGCCGGCCAAGUCGCAGCAGAACCCGCUGACCAUUGACUUUCUCAAGAAGUGCCUGGACAAGGACCCAACCAAGCGCUGGUCCUGCGAGAAGCUCACAAAGCACUCCUACUUCGACGACUACAUCGCCAAGCAGCGGGAGCUGGAGCACGUCAACAGCCUGGAGGCGGCCAAUCUCCGCCAGCAGCAGCUCGCCUCCCAGCAGUUCAUGCUGGCCACCGCGGCCCAGCAGCUCCAAACUGGUCCUGCCCAGGCGGCGGCCAUCGCCGCGGCCCGGGAUAAAUCAAAGACUUCAAACACAUCACUACCGCUGCUGCCAAGCACGCAGCAUCAUCACCACCCGCAUCAAGAUUACGUGAAGCUGCAGCCGCUGAACAAGAAUGCAAACCUGCUCCAUCGCACCGAGCAUCAUCUGCCCACAAUUUGAGUUUGUGCACGGAUUAUAACGAAGUAAUGUCCUUGAGCGAAAAUUGAGACCGAAAUUUAACUUAUUUACUGCUGGGAAUAAAUGUGUAAAAGUA
This is a messenger RNA of Drosophila yakuba, 2063 nucleotides long. Its product is annotated as cyclin-dependent kinase-like 1. Gene Ontology annotation, cellular component: nucleus. The transcript has 5 exons. Lineage: Eukaryota; Metazoa; Arthropoda; Insecta; Diptera; Drosophilidae. Gene Ontology annotation, biological process: protein phosphorylation. The record is from RefSeq and is a predicted model, not a curated record. The coding region runs from base 731 to 1969 and encodes 412 amino acids. Gene Ontology annotation, molecular function: cyclin-dependent protein serine/threonine kinase activity; ATP binding.